AUGUCAUUUGUUGGGAAUAGAAGGCAUAUAAGGAAUAAUGCCAAUGAUAUGGAGUCUAGAAGGGUAUAUAGUGAUACUCCUUCAGUAAGUGCGGCAGCGGCAGCGGCAGCAGCAAUAUCAGCACAUUCUCAACCUGCGUCAAGAAAUAAUAAUUUACGUUUAUCUUCAAUGAAUUAUAACAGAACAAAUACGUUGGUUUCUACUCCUAGAAGGGUUGUUUCAAAUGCAGAGACGACUCGUUAUGGUAGUUUGAACAGUUCGAGUCAUCGUUUUACGAAUGGGAGAAGCUCUAUGAAUAGAUCAGCAACAAUGGCAAAUAUGUCAUACAAUAUAGACAGCAAUAAAAAUUCUAGAGUUCAUUCAAUUACAGCCAAUGAAGUAUUUAAGGAGUUUGGCGGGCCAAAGACUCCCGGUGUUAUACACAACACAAGAGAUUUAUCUCGAACGAAUAGGUUAAAUGGUACUCAAUCUUUUAGAAACUCAUCGUCAAUAACUUCUAAUAAUAAGGUUAGGUACGUACCUGGGGCACAUGGUUUAGUUCCAUUGAAUGUUCAAACAUCUCCGAGACCAAAAAAGAAAGUGCCUAGUAUUAAUAUUGAUACCAAAAGAUACCAAUUAUCAGCUCCUACCUCACCGACAGUAAUUGAUAGAAAACUGUCUUUACAAGUUAGGGAGAACACCCACAAUAAAAAGUCAAUACAAAUGAGAAAUACCAACAAUAUUAAAAACAAAAGCAUAGUAGAUACUAAUGAUGGAGAUAAGAACACAAUUCCAACUAAUAAAUCAAAAACAACUUUGUUAAAUACUAAGAUAGAUGUAGGGGAAGAUUUAGUUGGAGAUACAUUUAGAAAGAUGAUAGAUGAUUUUAGAAUCGACAAUAGCUAUGAUAAUGAUGAUAAUGAAAAAGAUGUAACUAGUAGUAGAGAUGGUUUUAAAGAUGAAGCAAGGACCAAAUCUAGUGAAGUUCAAAAAGAUGAAGGAACUAUUGCUGUACCAGAGGUGAAGCCAACUGAAGCUGAGACACAUUUGAAAGUGGGCGUUGAUGGUCAUAUAUCACCAACGUCACCCACGGAUAGUGUAAUGUCGAGUGAUUACCAUGAUGCACCUGAUCAUUCUGAUCUUCUAGUGAUAAACAGUAUAGCGGAAACUAAUACUGCUAAUGAGACCUCAAAGCUUCAGUCAACAGAUUCAUCAGAUAACAAUCCAAUUGUCCUUGAAACUAACAAGCCACAAGAAACAAGUAAAAACUUUCAAAACCAGGACAAAUCUACUGCUCCAAUCUUCAGCAAUAAAGUUACUAAAUUUCCUGGUAUAUCUGAUGAGCUGCCACCGUCAAAUGCAUUUGAAGAACUGGAUGAGAUGCAAGAUUUGUUAACAGAAGCCAUAAUGAAUGAACGUGAUUUAGUUAAAGAUGAUCAAUUAUUAGCAUCAGAAAAUAUAGAUAUAACUAUGUCCAGCAUCAAUACAGGCCAGCUCCAGUUAUCAAGAUCUUUGAGCAAGUCAUCAAAUCUAUCUGAGGUCUCUGACACCAUUAAGAGUAACCCUAAUACCCCUAUGAAAACUACUUUACGCUCACCAAAUGAAUCAAUAUCGGUUUCUCCGCUUACUAAAGACACUUUCAAAUCCGAGGAUUCGAUAUCUCCUGAACUUUUAAAUUUAGACUCAACAAUUAAUCAACAUUAUACUUUUGAUACUUCACAGAACAAGAAAAGUACAGUUGCUAGGUUUUCAGCUAGGAACAAACCCAUUUUAAACUACAAGGCCAAUAAUUCUAUUUCUGUUGACGAAAUCAAUGAUUUCGACGCUCCUGGUGAAGAGUUAACUCUUGACAAGAAACACUCAAUUAGUUCUAGGUCAGCUCAAGAUCUUCGCCAGAUUAAAAACAAGCCCUCUCCAUUACCAAUAGCUAAACAGUUAGUCCCGCCAGCAAGGUCCAAUCGUAGACCCACAGGAAGAAAGAUUGGUGUCGAAAAUAGAGAGGGUUCUAAUAAUACAACCAAAGAAGUUAGAGGGAUUCAAAAAUCUCCUUCAAAAAUGAGAGAAGUUCAACCUGAGUCUGGAAGGUCAAGCUUCGAAAAGGCUCGUAAGCAAGAAAGCAACUUAGGUUUCAAAAGAAAGUCCUUAAGAACUGGUGUCACUAGUCAAAGGCUCAACGGCUCAAAUAAUUCUUCAAAUAUGAAUAGUCCUGUUUUGAAGAAUUCAGGAUUCAGUACUCCGACUUUUAGAAGUCCAGAUUCUGGUGAACGUUGGGAAUCUAGAUUUGCAGAUUCUGAUGAUGAAACUGAGAAUAUCAUGUUCAGUGGAAACGCCCACAGCGAUAAUACUAUCCAAAGCAUUGUAGAAAGCAGAUAUAAUUCCAAUGGAUAUUACAACUGCAACCAAAAAGGAUAG
Molecule: messenger RNA, 2391 nt
Organism: Vanderwaltozyma polyspora DSM 70294
Lineage: Eukaryota; Fungi; Ascomycota; Saccharomycetes; Saccharomycetales; Saccharomycetaceae
Gene: SEG1
Product: Seg1p
Exons: 1
Coding region: 1-2391 (796 amino acids)
Source: RefSeq, a predicted model, not a curated record